Molecule: messenger RNA, 1593 nt
Organism: Fusarium oxysporum Fo47
Lineage: Eukaryota; Fungi; Ascomycota; Sordariomycetes; Hypocreales; Nectriaceae
Product: general substrate transporter
Exons: 8
Coding region: 1-1593 (530 amino acids)
Biological process (GO): carbohydrate transport; transmembrane transport
Cellular component (GO): membrane
Molecular function (GO): carbohydrate:proton symporter activity
Source: RefSeq, a predicted model, not a curated record
AUGUUUUUGCAAAGGUUUGUGCGCAACGACGCAACGAAGAACGACCCCCCAGAGAUCUACAAUGUGAGGACUGUAUUGGUUAGUUUGAUAGCAUGCGGUGGUGCACUCCUCUUCGGCAUGGAUAUGGGUGUUAUGGGAGGCGUACUUACCAUGCCUACAUUCAAAGAACAGUAUGGUCUAACCGAUAAACCUGCGGCCGAAAUCGCCAAUCUUUCUUCGAACAUUGUCUCAACCAUCCAGGCUGGAUCAUUUCUAGGCUGUAUUAUAUCCAUGUGGCUAGCCAACUUUAUCGGUCGACGGCUCUCCCUUAUGGCUGUCGCUCUUCUGGUAUUCGUUGGUGUUGCCAUGCAAGCUGCUGCUAGCGGCCAUCUUUCACUCAUGUAUAUCGGAAGGUUUAUCACUGGCAUUGCUGUCGGCAUCGCCUCCACCGUUAGCCCACUUUAUGUAUCUGAGAACGCUCCGCGUGGCAUCCGAGGUCUGCUUACUGGUUUCUACCAGCUCUCUAUUGUUACAGGCUUGACGCUCGCGUUCUGGAUCAAUUACGGCUGCCUGCUUCACGUCAAGGGACACGCACAAUACAUCAUACCCCUUGCUUUGCAGGCUCUUCCUGCUGUCAUUUUAUCUUUCGGCAUGGUAUUUGCCAACGAAUCGCCUCGAUUUCUUGCCCAGAAAAGCCCAAACAAGGCCAUCAUGGUUCUUUCCAAGCUGAGAGGAUUGCCCCAGGACCAUCCUUAUAUAGUGGAUGAGAUGGAUAAAAUUUCUUUACAGCUCGAGGAAGAGGGAUUAUUAGCCGCUAACAGCACAGGCUGGAUUCUGAUUAAAGAAGCGUUCACCGUCAAGUCAUAUAGACGUCGCACAUUUCUCUGCAUCAUGCUCAUGAUGUGGAGUAACCUCACUGGUACCAAUGCGAUGACAUAUUACUCACCUACAAUCUUCAAAUCCGUAGGGUUAUCGUCCUCUUCAGCUGGAUUGUUCGCCACCGGAAUCUAUGGUAUUGUAAAGAUGGUGUCCUGUGCCAUUUUUAUCUUCUUUGUAACGGACACACUUGGGAGACGCAAGAGUCUUUUAUGGACUGCUGUUGUGCAAGGAUUGGCGUUGUUUUACGUCGGAUUCUAUGUUCGAUUCGACCCUCCUAAGCCUGAUUCUCCUGUUGGAGCUCCAGGUUACGUUGCCAUAGUGGCCAUCUAUAUUUUUGCUGCUGUCUAUCAGUUUGGCUGGGGUCCUGUGGUCUGGACCUACUGCUCGGAAAUCCCUGCUGCUCGUAUGCGAGCUCUCCAGAUGGGCAUGGCGACUGCCAGCCAAUGGCUGUUCAACUUUGUGGUUGCCAAAAGCACACCAAGCAUGUUUGCUACGCUUGGCAAGGGAGGGUUUGGCACUUAUUUUGUCUACGGCUCGUUCUGUUUUACGAUGGUUGUAUUUGCUUGGGUCUUUGUUCCCGAAACUAAAGGACUUGCUCUGGAGGAUAUGGAUGAACUCUUCGCACAAGAUGAUGUACGUGCCAACUUCACACCGACUCGACUGGCUGGAGUUGCAGUAGGGGGUAUUACGAAGGAAGACAUUGAUCCUAAGACUGAACAUGUCGAUAAGGUUUAG